AUGAAUACGCGAAAAGAAAACAGUGAAAAUGUGGAAGAAAACAAAGUAAAGUCGGUAAUAAAAAAGAUUAAAAAAUCGGAAUAUAUGAAGGGUUUAAUGAAAUUAAAAAAUCAGGAAUAUAUUUUAGAGAGAGGACUCGUUAAUUUAAUAGAUAAUAUGAAACUCGAUGUUGAUGUUAUUAAAAGUUUGUCGAGAGAAGAGAGGGAAUUGUCUGCAAAAAGACAAAAUAUUUGUUCAACUUUACGUAAAACUAUUUCUGACAUUAGUAACGACGUGAAGACAGUUAAACUAAUCAUAACCGAUCCCGUACAAAUUCAGCAAUUAGAUGUAAACAAAUUUAAAUCGAAACUGAUUGGAAUAUCAAAAAAAUUAGACGAUUUUAAGAAUACUUGUCCUCUUCAAGAAUUAUCCGAAAAAGGAAAUGAAUUGGACUCUGAUUUAAAAGAAUUUUCAUCGCGUUUACAUAAAUAUAAUUCAGUGAAUAGAACAAUCAAAUCAUCAACUAUAGAUUUGUCUUCUCUUAACAAAGAUAAGAAAACAAAUCACGAAGAUUACGAUGAUUACGAAGAGAUCGAAGAUUUUCAUACGUUGAUCGCUAAAACAGGUUACACUCAACAUUGGAGCAACGAGGAUCAUUCGUUAUUUUUAAAAAUGCGAAAACAGUGUAAAAACGUACCAACGUUAGUUAAUGCGAUUAGAACAAAGUGUCCAGAUUUGACGAUAGAAACGAUAAUAAAUCAUGAAACUUGGUAUAAAUUAUAUCUCGAUCUACGAGAGAAGCAAAGAUCAAGAAUAAAAGAAUGGCGAAAGCGAAAGGAAUUAAACAAAGUUACAAAAUUACAAAACGAAGAAAUUAUCGAACAAAACAAUCUACCAACUGAAAAAGUUCCCUCGAAUGUUGUAAACAAAAAUAUAUUUAACGACAAAGAAAAAAGUUCCGACGCAGUUAUCGAUCAAAAUCUGAAUAAAAAGGAAUUAAUCAAAAAAUGGAAAUUAGAAAAAGAACAGAAACGAAUGAUGGACGAAGAACAGUCGAAAUUGCGAUUAGAAUCUAAACGAGCAUUGGAUGAAAAACGUACACGAAUUAGGAUAGAAAAUAUGCGAGAAAGUUUACGAGAUUAUAGGAAUAAAAAAUCG
This is a messenger RNA of Polistes canadensis, 1137 nucleotides long. Its product is annotated as coiled-coil domain-containing protein 112-like. The record is from RefSeq and is a predicted model, not a curated record. The transcript has 4 exons. The annotation marks the transcript as partial. Lineage: Eukaryota; Metazoa; Arthropoda; Insecta; Hymenoptera; Vespidae.